GCUUAAAGUGGAGAUCUGAAUAUCCCAAGUUUGAUGCAGAGUGUCUGUCAAUUGAAAGGCUGAAAAAAAGAAAAGAAAUCAAAGUAAAGUAGUCCAAAAAACAGUGCUUGCUUAUCCCCAUUAGUUCACAGCCUGUAAGAAGCCUUGAAAAUCUGCAAGAAGCCGACAAUUGGAGCUAAUUCCAAGCAUCCCAUGUGGGAUUCUUCCUUUUUCUCACAGUCUCUGUUUCCCUGGCUGCUCUGCCUCAUUUAAUCUCUGCUUCUUUCUCUGUUUUGAGUUGCAUCUGAAGUGAUUUUCCCGGAAAAUCCUGCUUUACUUUUUCAGGGAUUUGGGUUUUCCAUCAUGUGGGAAUCAGAGAAUGAGUUGGUGGAUGGGAGAGAAUAUGGCAAUGGACUCCUUAGUUCGAGCAAGCACAGCGUCAAGACCAGCGGGUUUGAGCUAAGGGGCCAGUCAUGGUAUGUUGCAACUGAUAUUCCAAGUGAUUUCCUAGUUCAAAUUGGAGAUGCUAAUUUCCACUUGCACAAGUAUCCCCUGCUUUCUCGGAGUGGGAGGAUGAACAGAAUCGUAUACGAAUCGCGCGAUGGAGAACUGAAUAAGUUAGUUAUGGAUGACCUUCCAGGCGGUCCUGAAGCAUUUGAGCUAGCAGCAAAGUUCUGUUAUGGCCUUGCUAUUGAUCUAACAGCAGCCAAUAUCUCUGCCCUAAGAUGUGCUGCAGAGUACUUGGAAAUGACAGAGGAUUUAGAAGAAGGUAAUCUUAUCUUCAAAACUGAAGCUUUUCUCAGCUAUGUAGUCUUAUCCUCAUGGAGAGACUCUAUACUGGUCUUGAAAAGCUGUGAGAAACUCUCACCAUGGGCAGAAAACCUUCAAAUUGUCCGAAGAUGCAGUGAGUCUAUAGCUUGGAAGGCCUGUGCCAAUCCGAAAGGAAUCAGAUGGGCCUAUUCCGGAAAGCCCCCAAAAGUUUCCAGCCCAAAAUGGAACGAGAUGAAGGACUCAAGCCCCAGCAGAAACCAUCAACAAGUUCCUCCCGACUGGUGGUUUGAAGAUGUUUCAAUUCUUAGGAUUGAUCACUUUGUCCGAGUUGUCACUGCAAUUAAGGUAAAAGGGAUGAGAUUUGAAUUAGUUGGAGCUGCAAUAAUGCAUUAUGCAGCUAAAUGGCUUCCAGGGUUAAUAAAGGAUGGGGUGGGGAUGGGGAUGGGGAUGGGAAUGGGAGAUGAAGGGAACACCAUUAUAGAUAGUUGUAGUAGUAGUAACAGUAGUGGCUGCAGUUGGAAAGGUGGACUCCAUAUGGUUGUGGCAGGAGCUAAAGAUGAUCCACCAUCUGUCCAGGCCAAAGAACAACGGAUGAUCAUUGAGAGCCUCAUCAGCAUAAUUCCACCGCAGAAAGACAGUGUCUCCUGUAGCUUCCUUCUACGGCUCCUGAGAAUGGCAAACAUGCUAAAAGUGGCUCCUGCCUUGGUUACUGAAAUGGAGAAGCGGGUGGGAAUGCAGUUUGAGCAAGCUACAUUGCCAGAUCUUCUAAUCCCAUCUUAUAAUAAAAUUGAAACUUUAUAUGAUGUGGAUCUUGUUCAGAGGCUCUUGGAGCAUUUUCUUGUUCAAGAACAGACAGAAAGUUCAAGUCCAAGCAGACAAUCUUUCCCAGAGAAACGCAUGUAUGAAGGAACUCAAAGGAACAAUGGAACAAAUGCCAAGAUGAGAGUGGCAAGACUUGUUGACAGUUAUCUUACGGAAGUGUCCAGAGAUAGAAGCCUCUCCCCAACAAAGUUUCAAGUAUUGGCUGAGGCUUUGCCAGAAUCAGCAAGAACUUGUGAUGAUGGGCUUUAUCGAGCAAUUGAUUCCUAUCUUAAGGCCCACCCAACACUCUCUGAACAUGAAAGAAAGCGGCUCUGCCGUGUUAUGGAUUGCCAGAAGCUCUCAAUUGAUGCAUGCAUGCAUGCUGCUCAAAAUGAACGGCUCCCACUAAGAGUAGUGGUGCAAGUUCUUUUCUCUGAACAGGUGAAGAUAAGCAAUGCAAUAGCCAACGGCUCCCUAAAAGAAGCUGGUGAAUCUCACUACCAACCUAUGAUAUCAAACCGAAAAACAUUACUUGAAGGGACACCACAAUCCUUCCAAGAAGGUUGGGCAGCAGCUAAGAAGGAUAUUAAUACACUUAAGUUCGAGCUUGAGAGCAUGAAGACUAAGUACCUUGAGCUCCAAAAUGACAUGGAGAAUUUGCAAAGACAAUUUGACAAGGUGUCAAAGCAGAAACAGACAUCAGCUUGGACCAGUGGGUGGAAGAAACUCAGCAAAUUUACCAAGAUGACACCCUUAGAAACUCAUGAUAUCGGGUCUCAACCCACAGUUGCUACAGAACAGGCUAGAAAGACGCCUAGAAGGUGGAGGAAUUCUAUUUCCUGAAAACUGAGAAAGACAGAAGAAGUAAUUGCCAAGGACAGGAUUCUACCUUUCCUAUACUGUGUCCUAAUGUGCUCCCUCUCUCAGUGUGAGUGUGUGUGUGUGUGUGCGCGCGUGCGGGGACAUGUGCAUGUUUCUUUUUUUCAUUUUAUAGAAAUUUCUAAACAAAUCAUAUUAAGUAGGAACAAUUUUUACAAACCUUUGUUUUCGGCAUUUGUAGGUGAGUUUGCCUACUAUUUUAUCAUUGUUAUGAAAUUUGGUUACAAGAAGAAUGUACUACAGUUAAAACAUAGUGCAACAAUAAAAUUUAUACUAGUACCCA
Molecule: messenger RNA, 2713 nt
Organism: Malania oleifera
Lineage: Eukaryota; Viridiplantae; Streptophyta; Magnoliopsida; Santalales; Ximeniaceae
Product: root phototropism protein 3
Exons: 4
Coding region: 343-2394 (683 amino acids)
Molecular function (GO): protein binding
Source: RefSeq, a predicted model, not a curated record